Messenger RNA from Homarus americanus (American lobster), 692 nucleotides. RefSeq names its product glycine-rich cell wall structural protein-like. The record is from RefSeq and is a predicted model, not a curated record. NCBI's taxonomy places the organism in Eukaryota, Metazoa, Arthropoda, Malacostraca, Decapoda, Nephropidae. The transcript is spliced from 3 exons. The coding region runs from base 196 to 648 and encodes 150 amino acids.
GAGUGAUGAUGGACAUUGUCUGCUGUGACUUACUGGCAGUAGGACACCUGUAGUGAGCCAACAUGAUCUCCCAAACUAUGAAGAUGAUGAUGGUGGUGGUGGCUGGCCUGCUGGUGGUCACCCUGGCCCACGCUGACACCUCAACCUCAAGGUACGGUGGACACGGUGGACACGGUGGACACGGAGGUAGAUACCAUGGUCAUGGAAGUGGCAACAGUGGACAAGGUAGUAGCCACGGUGGACACGGAGGUAGAUAUUAUGGUCAUGGAAGUGGCAACAGUGGACAAAGCAGUAGCCACGGUGGACACGGAGGUAGAUACUAUGGUCAUGGAAGUGGCAACAGUGGACAAAGCAGUAGCCACGGUGGACACGGAGGUAGAUACUAUGGUCAUGGAAGUGGCAACAGUGGACAAAGCAGUAGCCACGGUGGACACGGAGGUAGAUACUAUGGUCAUGGCAAUGGCUACAGUGGACAUGGUCAUGGCUAUGGUGGACAUGGUCAUGGAUACGGCAACGGCUAUGGACAUGGAUACGGCAACGGCUAUGGAAGUGGAUAUGGUCAUGGUGGAUAUGGUCAUGGCUAUGGCAGUGGCUAAAGGAGUGGAUAUGGUUAUCGUCAUUAGAGUCAUGUUGCUUCUGAUGAGUUAGGGAGGCCACCAGGACUCGUCUCAAUAAAUUAUGAAUACAAUUUU